AAUUUUCAAUAUACAUAUUUUUCACAGUUUAAAUUUUCAGUGUUAAAAAAUUCAGCAUAUAAAAAAUUUCAACUUUUCAAAAUUCGAAUGCAAUAUUUUCAGUGUCCUCCAAUUCAACUUGCUCAAAUUCGCUGUCUCAAAUUCAACGUCUAAAAAUUCGCUGUAAAAAUGGCGAGGUUACUUCAGGUCACAGACAUUAGCAAUGGAUGUCAGAUUCCAGGACCCAGCUAAUCACGUGACACAACCGUCAUCUUGAAGAAAUACCAGCGUCACCGAGGCUGGCGACCAUGGAGGCGAACGCAAACCCAACGGUGAGUUUAAUGCUUUCAUAUUUCUGUAGUAUAUUUUAUUUUGCGCAUGAAGUUUGAUACAUUACCUUAAAUCUUGAUUUAAAACACGGUUUGGGCCGUUGUUAAUCUUACACCAUGUAGUGCUGGCAUAUUACUUCUCGCUACCUACUAGCCCCCCCAGCCCCUCCCCGCUGCCCCACACCCAAUUUACCCCGUUUUAUUUCAAAAAGAAAUACCACUUGCGCCAAGUCUAGAAUCUUGAAAGAGAACUGAUGGGUGGCGACUUUCUGGGUUGUUUGAUGUUGUCUUAGGUGAGACUGAGACAGGCAGUCUUAGUAAAGUGUAAUUUUUCAGGAGAUGCUACCGCUAAUGUACUAAGCUAAUAUGGCUGCUGCCUUGUAUGCUUCAAGGAGGGGCUGUGAUAACUACCGACAUUAAUUAUAACCACAACCCCAUUCUGUUCAGCUACUGUAUUGUUCAGGUGACUUCAUUUAUGAAUGAAUUAAGACAUUUAUUGUCAUUACAACAUCAUUCAAAAUACCAGUUACCUACCAAACUGUGGAUUUACUUGUGUUUGAUAUAGUUUCUACAGUUUUAAUGGGAGAAGAGCACAGUAGGAUUGCCAUCCUUUUCGUAAAGUACCGAAUCGCCCCGUAUACGAGACGCUAUUUGUACCGUAUUUCUGUAUGUCCGACAGUAACGCCUAUCACACACAUAUAAACAUUUAGUGUAACAAUAAUUACGAAAAUAAAGCACAAGAUAUGUUAAGGUCAGCUAAAUUGUGGCGGGAGCUAGCAAGGACCCCAGAACGCUUCGGACCAAUGAUGAUGUCACGGUUGCCUAGAGACGGACACUAAGCCCCUUUUGUACUGCACCGCUGGACCUGGGUCGACCCGGCCAGCGGUGCAGUACAAAAGGAGCUUAGCAGUCGUGGUGAGCCGCUCUCAACCUGCGUCUUUUUAAAACGUCCUCAACCGAUACUCUACCAUGUCCUAGCAAAGAUACAGACCUGAGGGGGGAAGACACACAUCCCAGGCUGAACAGUGUCAGUGAGGAUGAAUGCUAGCAAUUUUUAAAAAAAAAUUAAGAGGGGAGCUGAAGAAAUUAUACUGUCUCUUUGUUCUUUAAAACUUAUGGUACUGCAGUUUUAGCUUCUCUAGUGAAAUAGAAUGACACUUUCCAUCUGCUAGAUCAGGGAUCAUUUAAUACAUCUGUUUUUUGUUUCAUCCUUUUGUAAAUAACCCCAUGAAAAAACAUUGACUACUGGCCCCCGUGGUAAAUUUGAUCUGGAACCAGCCUUCACAUACAUAUUUGCACAUAACUUUAUUUCUUGCUGUCUCACUCCACCGGCCAUCCCACCAUAUGAAAGAAGGGUGACAUGGGCGUAGCAUGCGUCCUUAUUUUAAUUUCUGAAAGGUGGCAACCCUACAGCACAGAGUUUUCCUGAGUAAAAGUGAUCAUUCUUAUAAAGUGUAAAUUCCUUUUUAAGUGAUCCUUUUUCAACUGCUACUUUUCUCUUUUAUACAUUUUGUGACUACAGAGUAGUCAGGAUGCUAUUGUUGAAUCUGCAAGGCACUUGCUUAAUUUACUAACUGAAAGACCACGAAGUGGAGGAAGAGGAGACCUCACCAACCAGAAUGCCAGGUUCAACUGUUGCCCUUAUGCCUAAUGAAUAUGUAUAUUUCGAAUAUGUUGAUCAUAGCAGUAUACUAAUAUAUUCUGUCAUCCAACAGUCGUAGGGUACCUCAAACUGAACCAUCUGUCCAAAUGGAAAUGAGCAGGUAAAUGACAACUUUAUUUAUUGUAAAUUCAAUUUUGAAGCAUUUAUUAUAAAGACCUUUAUUUGUUUUCCAAAAUUCCACUUGUAUGUCUUGAUAUGGCAUAAAAUAUUAUUACCUUUUGUUGCACCAACUAAUCAUCACAAUGUAAAUCUCUCAGAAAAGAUAUUACAUUUUUGGGACUUGGGAUAGAAAUAGUAAGUCAAUUUCUAUCAAAAUUGACUUACUAUUAUAAUUCUUGAACUGGGUCAUAUGAAUAAUCCUUGUAUUUUAUUAUUUUGUAUUAUGCAAUGUAUGUCUAAAUUACUCAGUGGUUCUUUGAAUCUACUGUCUAAUUUGUCAUAAUUUAUGUCUUCAAAGUGAUGUUUGAAAUGAAAUAAACAAUAUAAUUUGGUUAUCUUCAAAUUUCUGUACAACAGAUCUUUUCCUGGACUUUACAACAGGGGAAGAGGAAAACGACGAUUUCCUCCAGCAAGCCUGGUCCCGGCGAAAAAGAUGAAACCUUUAGAUGUGGUUUUUUAUUUACUACCAAAACAUUAUGAAAAAACGCCAAAAGAAGAUGAUCAACUGAUACACAUGAAAGCGGGAUUGGGCCGGAAAACAGCUCACAUUGAUGAGAGCAUAACGCACAACGAGCUGGGUGAGACGCUUAAAGUUCUUUUUCCAAAGCUGGAAACUAUUACAGGGGGUUGGCUGCUUUACAAAUCUGCAGGUGGAUGGGGAAGACGCAAUUUGACCUUGAUUGGUCCUGAAGAUGAUGGCUAUACCGGGACAAUGUUGAAGGUUGCGAGUCGCGGUGGGAAAACCCUGUUCAUAGUCCCUAUUCAGGAACAACUUUGCACGGAUCCUCUUGAGCUGAAUGACGAGGCAUUUGCAAACAUGCCAAAGGCCAUGUGUCAGAAAUGCAGAGUAGAUGUUCCCUUGCAUUUUUUGACUGACCACAUAAAGUCAUGUGUGGAAACAGACUUGCCCUCUGAUGUGGCUGGUGUUGAUGUUUGCAACCCUGCAAAGGACAUAUCAGCAAUGCAAGAGUGUCCGGUGUGUGCAAACAUAUAUCCUACUGAGGACAUAGAAGUACAUGCUUCUUCUUGUGGAGAAAUAAGUACAGGACCUCAUUCCACAGAAGAAAUGAAUGAAACAAUGCCUGGGCCAUCUACAUUAUAUUCUUCAGGCAGUGAUGACUGGUAUACCAUAUGCGAUGCUUCAAAGGCCAUUUCUCGCUGUGCAGACCAUUUCCUCCAAAUACAUGCAAUGGAGAACCCCUUGCUGUUGAAGAUGGACUUAAGAGACAGCCCUGCAGAAAAAGACAUGGCUCUGAUUUCCUUCUAUAAGCGACCAAAUGUGCAAUGGGCAUGCCCCCUUAAUUGUAGGCUUGAAGGAGAUGUUGCUGUUGGACUAGGUGUAAACCGCUUUUUUUUUUCAACCGUACUGGAAAAAUUGAAGUCGGGUUUUUCUAUAAACUUUGGAAACUCCAUUGUUACACGACUUUUCGAAGGAGAACCUGGCCACUGGGUCCCAUCAGCCUCUCACUUUCUUGUUGAAAGUGACAUGUUCUUAGUGGCUGGCAGAAUGAUAGGCCACGCUUUCCUUCAUGGAGGACCACGCCUGUCAGGACUUAGUCCUGCUGUUAUUCAUGUUCUAUUUGGCGGCAGUCCAGAAACAGCAACUGUCACCCUGGAGGACUGCCCAGACCUAGACAUCAGGGAAACCAUCAGUCCUCUCGAAGGAGAAUCCAGGCUCUCUGAUACUCAAAUGGAAAGAGUACAGAGCUUGGCAUAUUCAUGGGACCUUCCUUGUCCCACAGAGAACAAUAGGAAGUGGCUUUUUGAGAAGCUGUUACUUCAUGCAGUUCUUGGACGUGUCGCAAGACAAAUAAAGCAGCUUAGACGAGGCUUGAAAGAAACCCCAAUAUGGUCACUGGUAACUCGGCGGCCUGAUGCUGUACCGCUGCUUUUUCCAAGGGAGGAAGCCUCCCUGUGUCCAGAGGUGGUACUUCAGCAUAUCACUUGGCCAGAAACAGAUGACGGAAGUGAUGAAGAUGACGACUGCUCAAAGGAAACCAGAUGCCGCAUUUCAGGAUAUCUGAAACAGUUCAUUGCAAAUGGUAAUGUUACCAGUGUCUGAUUGGAGAUUUUCAGAUAACUUUUCAAUGAAACAUCCCUGUAGAAUUUUUUUCUUAGUUGCUUGCAGUGGUACCUCACAAUUCAGUUUUAAUCUUAGCUCAAAAUUCAAACAGUUGAAUUGCAUGCAUGUUUGUGUGUUCUCUCUGUGCAGUCUAGCUCUAUCUCAACAUGUGGCUCUAGAACUGAUGUGGAUUUUAAUAAAAAGUAAAACUGUCUUGAAUAUUUCCAGUUACUUUAGUCUUACAAACAUACAAAGUUAUCCAUAAGUUGCGGACGUAUGGUAAAUUAGAAUUGAAAAUGUGAUUGUGGCUUUGUUCUCUUCCAAAGCUACACCACCUGAACUGAAAGAAAUGAUGAAAUUCUGGACCGGAUGGGAAAAUCUGCCAGCAAGUCUGUCUGUGGAGAUUGUUCAUGGAAAAUACCCAACAGCUGCCACUUGCUACGAAACGCUAAGAAUUCCUUGUCACUACAGGAGUUACAAAUCUUUCAGUGAUGAGUUUUUAGCAUGCAUUUCCUCUACUCAAACUGGCUUUGGCUUGCUUUGAAUGCUGUUUAAAAAAAAAAAAUCUACAUUUAAACUGUAGCAGUUCUUUGUGAAGCAGCUUUGUUCAAAUGAAACAGUUUUGUUGAAAUGUAGAAUCAGUUCAAUUUUCUGAUUUUGUCAGAUGAUUACAUAUCAUAUGAAUUCAACAUGUGAUUCAAUACAUAUGAAUGUAUUGAAUUGAAUAUGAAUUGAAUACAUACAGUAUGAAUGUAUUCAUAUGUAUGUAUUCAUAUGAAUGAAUGAUUGCUAUGUAAUACAUAUGAUACAUAGUAAUCAUAUGUAUUACUGAGAGUAACGU
Molecule: messenger RNA, 5033 nt
Organism: Xiphophorus hellerii (green swordtail)
Lineage: Eukaryota; Metazoa; Chordata; Actinopteri; Cyprinodontiformes; Poeciliidae
Exons: 11
Coding region: 2564-4192 (542 amino acids)
Molecular function (GO): ubiquitin-protein transferase activity
Source: RefSeq, a predicted model, not a curated record